AGCAUAUUGAAACUGAAGUAUCUACAAUAGUGGAUUUCUUUGACUUGCAACAUUUCAGAUCACAAGUCACAUUACAAUAUCGCAACAGACAUCGGAGAUUCUCACUCAACCAUGUCUUUUUCCAAUCUUGUCUCAGAUCUCGCCUUUCGAGAUGUGCAUGACGACCGAAGUUCCCAAAUAUCCCAUGCCCGAUCCCAGGCCACUGCUCGCUCCUAUACCAGUACAGCCGCCACCAGUGUCAGCAUAUCUGGUGAUAUCUCCAGCCAGCUUCACUCAGGUUAUAGCCAUCCUUUAAGCAGAUCAUGGCAAGCCGAAAAGCAACUUACCAAGGAAAUGCUUAUGUAUCCACUCUUCAUUACGGACAAUCCGGAUGAGGAGACGCCAAUUCCGUCACUCCCUAAUCAAUGCCGUCGAGGAUUGAACCGUCUAGUGCCGUUCUUGAGGCCUCUCGUCCACAAAGGAUUGCGAUCUGUAAUCCUUUUUGGGGUUCCAUUGCACCCGUCCGCGAAGGAUGCUCUAGGGACUGCCGCGGACGAUCCGAACGGGCCAGUAGUUCAGGCUAUCCGCGUCCUUAGAUCGCGUUUCCCCCAGCUUUAUAUCGUUACUGAUGUAUGCCUUUGCGAAUAUACAUCUCAUGGUCACUGUGGGAUUCUUCGUGAAGAUGGCACGUUAGAUAAUGCGCAGUCCGUUGAUCGAAUCUCCGAUGUCGCUCUGGCCUACGCUGCAGCUGGCGCUCACUGCGUUGCUCCAUCGGACAUGAAUGAUGGACGAGUACGCGCCAUAAAACUCAAGCUGAUUGAGGCUGGUAUGGCUCAUCGGGUCCUCCUCAUGUCCUACAGCGCGAAGUUUAGUGGAUGCUUGUAUGGUCCUUUCCGCGAUGCAGCAGGCUCAUGCCCCUCUUUCGGUGAUCGAAGGUGUUAUCAGCUGCCUCCUGGAGGUAGGGGACUUGCUCGGCGAGCGAUACAGAGGGAUAUUAGCGAGGGCGCUGACAUCAUCAUGGUAAAGCCCGCAAGCAGUUACUUGGACAUUAUUAGAGACGCGAAAGAGCUUGCACAGGACAUGCCCAUCGCAGCAUAUCAAGUUAGUGGCGAAUAUGCCAUGAUACAUGCAGGGGCAAAAGCUGGUGUUUUCGAUCUGAAAUCUAUGGCUUUUGAGAGUACAGAAGGCAUUUUGAGAGCCGGUGCAGGAAUUGUUGUGAGCUACUUUGUCCCUGAGUUUCUGGAUUGGCUAUGAUAAUCCUUUGGGGCCAUGUGUGAUCGCUGUAUAGCAUAGACAGGAGAUCUGCGAUACCUUCCACCUCAUUUACUACUCCCUAUUUGAGGUGCUUGCUGCCCUGCAGGUUGAUUUCCGGAAGCUUAGCUUUGAUUCAAGCCUAUGCCAAUUGGUUCUCUUGAUGAAGGAAGCGUUGCACGGGUGUUGAUGUUUGCUCAAUGUGCACCGAACCGAACCCCAACAGAUCAUAUUAACCAGAUAAGCAGGACAUGUUGUUUUUUUAGGAGCAGGAACUAAUGCACUUAGCUUAAAUAUAGAGCGGUCUUCAACGUGGGCAAAGCGCGGGUACUCAGUAUACUGUGUAGGCUUCAUUCCUCUUGACUAGCAUGAUAGAUAUUUCAAUGAAACUCAG
Messenger RNA from Aspergillus uvarum CBS 121591, 1624 nucleotides. RefSeq names its product porphobilinogen synthase HEM2. Gene Ontology annotation, molecular function: zinc ion binding; porphobilinogen synthase activity. Gene Ontology annotation, cellular component: cytosol. The record is from RefSeq and is a predicted model, not a curated record. The transcript has 2 exons. Gene Ontology annotation, biological process: heme biosynthetic process. Lineage: Eukaryota; Fungi; Ascomycota; Eurotiomycetes; Eurotiales; Aspergillaceae. The coding region runs from base 112 to 1233 and encodes 373 amino acids.